UUAUUUAUUCUUUUACAAAAAGAAAUCUUCACAUUAACUUUCCAUUCUUUAUAAAUAUAUCUUAUUAAUUAUUCUACAAAAAAAUUGUAAAAAACAAAAAUAGAUUUUACUGUUAAAAGAUGAUUUAAGGAGACUCUAGCUCUGCUUUGAUACCAUCAUGUCAUAUUUGUAUGAUAGAAUUAUCUCAUUAAAGAUAAUUUGUUAAAGUUUGCCAAGAUUAGAAUGAGAUAUGUGAUGACUGCUUAGAUAGCUGGAUUUCAUCUUAACUCAGCCUAAAAUCUACCAAUUCUUAGAGAGAAUUUAUUUUUAUGAAAUGUCCUUUUUCUACUUGCAAAAAGCUCUUUGAUUUAGAAUCUUUUUUGUCUAAGGUAGAUAUAAACAAGCUACCUAAGACUAGCAACGAGCUAUUUAAAAACUAUUGUAGAGAAACUAAUAGUAUUACAAACUGUCCAAAUGCUUUUUGUAAAAAUAUAGGAUUUAUCAACUCAGAAUAAACUUGCAGGUAGAAUUUAUAAUGUGAUGUAUGCUUGUACACAUGGAAAUUACCUUCCUAAAAACAUUUAAUAGAAUAAAUAUUCAAUUGCAUCUCUAUAUUUUAGUCCUAAAACUCCUAGCCUGGUAGCUAAGAUAAAGGUGAAUAGGUUAGAAAAAUUGUAAUAGAUAAGUACGAAGAGCUAAAGACAUUAAUCUAUAAGUUGAUUUUCAGCAAAUCUUGCACAAAAUGUGGAAUAUCAAUAAGCAGAAACGGAGGCUGCAAGUAAAUGAGGUGUGAAAAAUGCUAUCACCACUUUUGCUGGGAUUGCGGAUAAACUAUUAAUUUCAGACAUCAAAGCGUAAAAUGCUCAGUCUUACAAACAAUAAAAAUCUCUCUCCUACUUUCGCCAGUUUUUGCUAUCUAUUACAAACUAGGUUUCUUUUCAUUUUUGAAAGGAAUUUCAUUCACUUCUAUUCUAUCCUAGCCAAAUACAGUAAAUCUAGGCUGUAAGUUGCCUUAAAAAAUGCUAGGAUUAAUUGGGUUAUUCAUUCGCAUAUUUUUUUACCACUCUCCUAUAAAAAUAAUACAUUAAAUCUUGCUGAAUAUACAUAAAAACUUUCCAAAUUUGAUGCAAAAUAAUAUUUUAUUUGCAUAGUUGUUCUAAUAAAAGAUCUCAAAAUUAAAAGAAGAAGAAGAAUAAGGUAGCAACUUAUAUCAAAGAUAAAAGUAUAUUCAAAUAUUAAAAUGGGUUUUGCUACUUUUGGGAAAUGGAAUAUUACUUAAAUAAUUUGGAAAGGGUAAAGAAGUCUUAGGUAUUUUAGGAAUAGAAUCCCUUCUUUCAAUUUUUUUAAUAACUAAUCACAUAGUGUGAAACUUUACACUGAAUAUAUUUAUGAAUAAUAAACUUAAUUAUGGAGAUUAUGAUUAAAGUUUACACUCCAUAAUUACAAAAUAAAUAAUCUUUACUAUAAAUAAUAAGAUCUUUAAUAAUAAUUUACUUGAAGUAGUUAUCAAAUUUAUCAAAUUCAAUUUAUUUAUUAAUUUAUUAAUUUUAUAUAAUACUUACUAUUAAAAUAUAUAUUUUGUUUGUGUAUCCAUCCAUAUAUAGUUAAAAAAUAUAAUUACUAUUAUAAUAUUAAUUAAUAUUCUCUCUCA
Molecule: messenger RNA, 1630 nt
Organism: Tetrahymena thermophila SB210
Lineage: Eukaryota; Ciliophora; Oligohymenophorea; Hymenostomatida; Tetrahymenidae
Product: Ibr domain protein
Exons: 2
Biological process (GO): positive regulation of proteasomal ubiquitin-dependent protein catabolic process; protein polyubiquitination; ubiquitin-dependent protein catabolic process
Cellular component (GO): cytoplasm; ubiquitin ligase complex
Molecular function (GO): ubiquitin protein ligase activity; zinc ion binding; ubiquitin conjugating enzyme binding
Source: RefSeq, a predicted model, not a curated record